CCCCACUCUUUCCUUCUUGUACAAAAUUUCCUCUUCCUUCCCGUUCGUGGUUGUAUGUCGGCUCUAUAAUAACACAACUAACCACUACAUCUUUACGCUCAGAUAAAAACACUAUUUGGUGACCGCUUAUACGCGUAAAAGGCGAUUUCCAAAACGCACGCCUUUUGCCUUUGCUUUUUUUAAAAAACAAAACCUGGUUCGUUUUAAUCCACGCACUGUCCACGGAAUAGAAAAUAUAAAUAAUAACAGAAGAAAAAAAAAAAAAAAAAGGGGGAGUUCUUGAACAUUUAUGGCGCAGGUAAAGUGUUUGGUCUUUAAUGGAGGCUAAAUGAAGGAUGUUGGCGCGCACAAGGCAGGUGUCCCUGAAGGCGUCAUGGAUCUACAUGGACCCGCUUUCAGACAACAGCAGGACUCAUCAGAUGACUGGUAUUUCACUUUUCAUGCCUCUGCACCUGCUCAGCUUCUUCGAAACAUUACAGCUUAAAACUGGAAGCGUUGUCGGUGGUGAGUGAGGACCAGCCCAUAUUCGAGCCCCCAUACUCCACGGCCCCCUCUUCCCUGCACAUGAAGGUAGAGAUGACGACGCCACCCGGAGGCUUUGGCCACGCCUCCUCCAAACACAGCCCCACCGAAUCCACCGAGCCCGAGUGGGCGGGACCGGCAGCACAGACCUCUGGGAAAAGAGGCGAGCACGUCAACGGGACCAGCCGUGAGUCUCCUGUUGACUGUAGCGUCACCAAACGUUCCAGACACAUGAGCAGCGACGGGGCCCAGAUGGGGUACCAGGGCUCAUACACGGAACCCCGGGUCAGCCCUCAGACCGCCACCCCUCCCAGCAGCACCACUGAGGAGAAGAGGGUUAUCGUACCGGCGGACCCGGAGGUCUGGACUCAGGACCAUGUGAGGCAGUGGGUGGAUUGGGCCAUCAAAGAGUACGUCCUGGAAGAGGUGGACGUCAUGCUCUUCCAGACGCUGGACGGCAAAGCGCUGUGCAAGAUGUCCAAGGAGGACAUGAUGCGUCUCACAUCGGCCUACAACGCAGACAUCCUACUGUCACACCUCAGUUACCUCCGACAGAGUAGCCCUACGUUCACUUAUCCCACAACUCCCACCAACAACACACCACAGCAACCCCGACUACAGGUGAAAUCAGAAAACAGCUUUGAUGAAAUCAGCCGCAGGAACAGCUGGCCGACAAACACCAUGACUGCAGUGCCCAAAGGUUCUUCCAUGGAGCAUCAGCACAGCACGAGGGUAACAGAGGCCACUCCGAGAAUUGUCCCAGGUAUUAAAUAUGAAGACCCAUAUCAGACAUUAGGACCCAUCAGCAGUCGACUAGCCAACCCAGAAGGCCAAGCCCUCAGCUCAUCCAAGAACAACCGAACAGGCAAACACAGUCCUUACAAGCUCCCCGACAGCGCUCACAGGCCUGUGGGUUCAGGGCAGAUCCAGCUGUGGCAGUUCCUGCUGGAGCUGCUGUCGGACAGUAACAACGCUGGCAUCAUCACCUGGGAGGGCACCAACGGUGAGUUCAAGAUGACUGACCCCGACGAGGUGGCCAAGCGCUGGGGAGAGCGCAAAAGCAAGCCAAACAUGAACUAUGACAAGCUGAGCCGUGCCCUGCGCUACUACUAUGACAAGAACAUCAUGACCAAAGUGCACGGGAAGCGUUACGCCUACAAGUUUGACUUCCAAGGCAUUUCGCAAGCGCACCAGAAUCACGCAGCAGAGGGGGGGAUUAAGUACCAGACUGACAUGCCUUACGUCCCGCAGUACCACAGCCACCAGCCCAAAAUGAACUUCAUGAGCAGCCACCCGGCAACCAUGCCUGUCUCUCCGGGAAACUUUUUCGGGCCUCCCACCACAUACUGGAACUCCAACAGCCCCAUCUACCCCGGGUCGGCUAUGCCCAGACACCCCGCUACCCACUCCCACCUGAGCUCAUAUUACUGAAGACAACGCGAUUCACACGAGUGGGAAAAACACUGGAGAGGAAAUGGUGCACAGUCCCUCCAGCACACACCUGAGCUGACCCCUGUCUGAAAAGAAGGUGAUAUGAUGCUAUGGUCUUUGUUUAAAAGGGCAUUAAGAUGCUGUUUAUGUCACAUUCCUUCUUAAAAUGGACUAGUGAAAAACAUGAAGCUGGACUAGUAUUCUACUGUCUAAGACUUUCAUGAAAAUACUGAUGAUAUACUGUAUUAUUAUUAUUAUUCACAUAUGAAACCAAGUUCUUAAAUUUGUAAGUACCGUAUACUGUUUGCUAUUCAUGUAAAAAA
Messenger RNA from Sphaeramia orbicularis (orbiculate cardinalfish), 2276 nucleotides. RefSeq names its product Fli-1 proto-oncogene, ETS transcription factor-related sequence (gene fli1rs). Bases 565 to 1953 code for a protein of 462 amino acids. NCBI's taxonomy places the organism in Eukaryota, Metazoa, Chordata, Actinopteri, Kurtiformes, Apogonidae. Gene Ontology annotation, molecular function: DNA-binding transcription factor activity, RNA polymerase II-specific; sequence-specific DNA binding. The record is from RefSeq and is a predicted model, not a curated record. The transcript is spliced from 10 exons. Gene Ontology annotation, cellular component: nucleus. Gene Ontology annotation, biological process: regulation of transcription by RNA polymerase II; cell differentiation.